Molecule: messenger RNA, 1332 nt
Organism: Electrophorus electricus (electric eel)
Lineage: Eukaryota; Metazoa; Chordata; Actinopteri; Gymnotiformes; Gymnotidae
Gene: gar1
Product: GAR1 homolog, ribonucleoprotein
Biological process (GO): ribosome biogenesis; snoRNA guided rRNA pseudouridine synthesis
Cellular component (GO): box H/ACA snoRNP complex
Molecular function (GO): box H/ACA snoRNA binding
Source: RefSeq, a predicted model, not a curated record
AUCCCGCACUAGCGCGCCUAGCGACGGACGUGCUUUUUACGACAGUAGUGCACUUCUUUACGGCGUCUGCCGACACGUGUGUUUAGAGAGUAGCGUGCAGGCCGAGUGCGUCUCGGAGCGGUUUGUGUAAAUGUCUUUCCGUGGUGGCGUGGGAAGAGGGGGUCGUGGCGGGUCGUUCAGCCGAGGCGGGGGUGGGAGAGGCGGAGGGGGCUUUGGAAGGGGAGGCUUCCGUGGCGGCGGCCGAGGUGGAUUCAAUAACAGACAGGAUUUCGGCCCUCCGGAGUACGUGGUUGCUCUCGGUGAGUUCGUGCACCCCUGUGAAGACGACAUAGUGUGUAAGUGUGUGACGGAGGACAACAAGGUGCCUUACUUCAACGCUCCCGUGUACCUGGAGAACAAGGAGCAGAUCGGGAAGGUGGACGAGAUAUUCGGGCAGCUCCGUGACUUUUACUUUUCAGUCAAACUCUCUGAGAACAUGAAGGCCUCAUCAUUCAAGAAGCUCCAGAAGUUUUACAUCGACCCAGCAAAGCUGUUGCCCCUCCAGAGGUUCCUGCCCCGGCCGCCGGGCGAGAAGGGCCCUCCCAGGGGGGGUAGAGGGGGUAGCAGGGGCAGGGGACGAGGAGGUGGGUUCCAGGGGGCUCGGGGUGGUUGGCGUGGUGGAAGCUUUGGAGGUGGUCGAGGAGGCGGCGGCUUCAGAGGAGGAAGAGGAGGGGGCCGUGGGUUCAGAGGUGGGAGGUGAGAUUGCGGCUGGCUGGUCUCUUAUUCAGGCGUCAGAGGAGGCGCAGGGAGCAGCAGAUAUCGGAGGAUGAUGGUUCUGUUUCUACAUUGUAUUGACUGGUGCUUCACUCCUUUACAGCAGAACUUGAUUUUUUAACUUUUUAUAUAUCUGGUGUGUGUGUGUGCGUCUAGUGCUAAAUCCUCCUGUUUGAACACAUUUGUAUCCAGGAAAAGUCACUCUUCAUCAGUGACCGAUGGAUUCUGUCCAGACUUAAGAGUGUUUUUGUCUUUAUGGCCGAGUAAAUCAGAAGAAAUAUGACCACCACCACACCUUUUUUUUAUAUAAUGCGAAAACAUUCUUGCCCAGUGACAGGUGUUUUGUUCCAGUUCUGGACGGAUAAAUGGAGGCGUGACUAUAAUGUUUAGUCACUGUGGGUUAUUCCUUAUUCAUUGUCACCCACUGUACAGUAACACUGUUGCUCUGCCAUACAGAAUAAAAGAUGUACAAAGUACAUUUAGUUUUUGGUAUUUAAAAGCUUCACUGGGAAUAUAAAUGUUUCUAAUUGUUUUUGUGUCUUAUAAACUAUAUAAAGUGGAUUCCUUCAGGAGCAGAAA